Messenger RNA from Zerene cesonia (dogface butterfly), 1338 nucleotides. RefSeq lists its product as uncharacterized. Bases 1 to 1338 code for a protein of 445 amino acids. The transcript has a single exon. The record is from RefSeq and is a predicted model, not a curated record. NCBI's taxonomy places the organism in Eukaryota, Metazoa, Arthropoda, Insecta, Lepidoptera, Pieridae.
AUGUAUGUCAAAGUCGAGACAGAACGUUUAGCGUUCAUCCGAUUCAAUCAGGCAAAGCUACGAUCUGAGGACUAUAUACACUUGCGUGAUGCUAUUCAUUCAGAUGGUGAUGUUGAGAGUGUUGGACGUCUGACGAUUCUCCCAUCAUCUUAUAUCGGAAGCCCACGCCACAUGCAUGAAUACGCUCAAGACGCUAUGACAUACGUGCGAAAUUAUGGAACUCCCGAUUUAUUUAUUACAUUCACAUGCAAUCCGAAGUGGAUGGAAAUUGAACGUGAGUUGGAACCGGGUCAGAAACCGCAAGAUCGCCAUGACAUAAUCGCCAGAGUAUUUCAACAAAAACUCAAGGUUAUGAUGGAUGUGCUUACUAAGUAUCGAGUUUUUGGUGACACACGUUGUUAUAUGUACUCGGUGGAAUGGCAGAAGCGUGGACAACCGCAUGCUCAUAUCCUAAUUUGGUUGCUGAACAAAUUACAUUCAAAUGAAGUGGAUGACAUCAUAUCAGCUGAAAUUCCUGAUCCAGUCACUGAUCCCCAUCUACACAACAUUGUGACGACACAGAUGGUGCAUGGACCGUGCGGUGCAUUAAAUCCAUUAUCGCCUUGCAUGGCUGAUGGAAAGUGCACAAAACGAUAUCCGCGACCGUUAGUUGCUGAAACAGUUACAGGGAACGAUGGAUAUCCAGUUUAUCGUCGGCGUUCAAAAGAAGAUAAUGGUCGAACUAUCAAAGUUAAAGUUAAAAAUCAAGAGAUUGAGAUCGGAAAUGAAUUCAUUGUACCAUAUUGCCCGCUGCUAUCACGAAUUUUCGAAACACAUGCAAACGUUGAGAGUUGUCAUUCGGCCAAAUCAAUCAAAUAUUUGUGCAAGUACGUCACAAAAGGCAGCGACAUGGCUGUGUUUGGUAUUGCGUCGGAAAAUGCGAAUGACGAAAUCAGCAACUUCCAAAUGGGCAGAUACGUCAGUACUAAUGAAGCACUGUGGCGAUUAUUUUCAUUUCUAAUUCAUGAAAGAUAUCCCACAGUUGUACAUUUAGCAGUGCAUUUGGAAAAUGGCCAAAGAGUUUACUUUACUGAGGCUAAUGCAGCACAACGAGCUGAGAGACCACCAUCGACAACAUUGACUAGCUUCUUUGCAAUGUGUGAAGCAGAUCCAUUCGCAGCGACGCUGAUGUACGUUGAAAUGCCCAAGUAUUACACUUGGAAUCAAUCAACAAAGAAAUUCCAACGUCGCAAACAAGGAACCCCAGUUCCAGAUUGGCCACAGGUGUUUUCCAGUGAUGCACUAGGUCGCAUGUAUACUGUUCAUCCUAGAAAUGUUUUUAUUUGCGACUGCUGUUAG